AUGAGAACACGGCGGCAAAAGAUCUUGGAGGAUCGUCAAGCUGUCGUCGAACGGUUAAUUGCUGGCGAAACCUCACUGCAGAUCCCAGACGAUCUCAUCUUCGAGAUACUCUUGAGAUUGCCUGCUAAAUGUAUAGCCAGAGGUCGAUGUCUAUCGAAGCUCUGGGCUUCCAUACUCGACCGUCAAGAAUUCACGGAUCACUACUUGAAAAGAUCAUCUGCUCGUCCUCAGCUCUUGUUCGCCUUCCAAGACCGCUGCAAGGUGUUCUUCUUUUCCGCACCUCAAGAUGACAACUCGUCUCUGAUAACCGCCAGUUAUCAUAUGAGUUUCCCUGUUAAUCGUGUCAAAGAAAUAUAUAGUCCUAUCAGUGGUUUGGUCUGCGUUAAAGAUGAACGGAUCUUAAAGGGGAUGAAAACUCCAGUGACGGUGUGGGUGAUAUGUAACCCUAGCACGGGACAGUACUUCACUUUACCUAGAAUGAAGACAAGGAAUAAUAAGUGUGAUGUGAGAAGCUUUUUUGGGUAUGAUCCUGUUGAGAAGCAGUUCAAGGUUUUGUCAAUGACGACACUUGCACAUGGCAAAAGAGAUCUGGCCAUCUAUAAGGAGCACCAAGUUCUGACAUUACAAACUGGGAAACUCUCAUGGAGGAUGAUUGAAUGUGACGUACCCCAUCAUCAUGGGAUUAAUUCUAUAUGCAUCAAUGGUGUUUUGUAUUACAAAGCUAAGAACGGAGCUGAUUCUUCUACCUAUGGUAAGGAUAUUAUAGUCACCUUUGAUGUUAGAUCUGAGAAGUUCGGGUUUAUUGAAGUCGACAAACCUUUCAUUCCAGUUCAUACUCUGAUAAACUUCAACGGUAAACUGGCUUCACUUGAAUCUUACUCUUUUAAUAGAAGAAGCCCAAUUCAUUUGUGGGUUCUAGAUGACAUAGAGAAAAAUGAAUGGUCCAAGCAUGUUUACAAACUGCCUGCGUCUUGGGAGGAUGUAGUUGGAGAUGCCGACUUAUACUGUGUUAAAGUGACUGCUUCAAAUGAAGUUGUGUUGUCAGGGUACUAUCAACGCUCUCCUUUCUAUGUUUUCUACUACAGUCUUGAGAAGGAAACUGUCAGAAGAGUUGAAAUCCAAGGAAUGGAAGCGUUUAAGCAUUUCCAAGUUUACACUUUUGUAGACCAUGUAGAAGACGUCAAGCGUAUGAAAGGUGUUUUAGGACUAGCUCUUAAGUGAUAUCUUCUUAAAGUGAAUGAUCACGGCCCAUGUAUUUCCGCUGGUUUUUAUGUUUCUCUUAUCCAUGAUGGUAAUGUAU
Messenger RNA from Brassica oleracea var. oleracea, 1300 nucleotides. Its product is annotated as F-box protein DOR-like. NCBI's taxonomy places the organism in Eukaryota, Viridiplantae, Streptophyta, Magnoliopsida, Brassicales, Brassicaceae. The transcript has a single exon. Gene Ontology annotation, molecular function: protein binding. The coding region runs from base 1 to 1221 and encodes 406 amino acids. The record is from RefSeq and is a predicted model, not a curated record.